AUGCAUUUCACCGCGAUAGUGCCGCUGGUACUGUCCAUAGUGGCAUUUGUACUCUCCUUCCUGGCCCUCUUUGCCGGCCAGAAGGAGGGCUUCAUGGAGGAUUACGACGUGAUCCGCCUCAACACAUCCGGACUCGGUCAGAAUGUUCUGGACGUGAGCUCUGAUUCAUCCGGCGACGAUGGAAGCACCUGGGAUAGGCUAGUCGGUAUCGUCCGCAACAAGACGUCUGACAUUAUCAACGACAUCGGCAACGACAUCGCGGAUCGUCUCGCCGACGAGCUCGGAAUCUCCCACUGGUACUCCCUGCAUCUGAUGGACGUGUGCCAGGGCGACUUUGCGCCCAACGUCACGGCUCCCAACGUCUGGCUCAACGUCUCUGCCUGCACCCAGCCGAAGCCUGGUCCCAAUGUCAACCUCACCAAGAUGCUGGACCAAGAGCUGUCCGUCGGCCCCCUGCGUCUGAGCCUUGCUGACCUCGAUUGGCCCGAUACCAUCGAGGACGCUUUGGACAAAGUCAAUAAGGCUCUGCUCGCCAUCUUCGUUCUCUAUGUCCUAGGCAUCGGUUUCUCGGGUCUCGCCAUUCUUGGCUCUUUUGCUGCUUUCUUCCUUGGUCCCGCCAAGCGUGUGACGAUACCCAACUUCACCUUCGCCAUUCUUGCGGCAAUCGUGCUGUUUGCCGGCAGUUUGGUCACAACCAUCGGUGCCAAGAAGGGCGCGGAGCAGCUCAACGACGUAGGCGAAGACGUUGGUCUAUCGGCAGAAGCCGGCCAGAAGUUCAUGAUUAUCUCCUGGGUCGCCUUUGCAGUCAUGGCCGUCUCUGCCGUCUACUGGGUUACUCAGUGCUGUGUGGCGAGACGAUCAACCAAGAGAGGGUACACUGAGAAGCGCCACAACAAGGGCAGCUUCUAA
Colletotrichum chrysophilum is the source of this 909-nucleotide messenger RNA. RefSeq lists its product as uncharacterized. NCBI's taxonomy places the organism in Eukaryota, Fungi, Ascomycota, Sordariomycetes, Glomerellales, Glomerellaceae. The record is from RefSeq and is a predicted model, not a curated record. Gene Ontology annotation, cellular component: cell cortex of cell tip; plasma membrane. Gene Ontology annotation, biological process: fungal-type cell wall organization. The transcript is spliced from 2 exons. The coding region runs from base 1 to 909 and encodes 302 amino acids.